Molecule: messenger RNA, 2175 nt
Organism: Epinephelus lanceolatus (giant grouper)
Lineage: Eukaryota; Metazoa; Chordata; Actinopteri; Perciformes; Serranidae
Source: RefSeq, a predicted model, not a curated record
AUGGCUCCCCAGCUUGGGUGGCAGUGGAGAGGGCAGCAAGAGCCCAAUACUUCCUGCCACAAUGGUCAUCACCAGCACAGAGAUGUAGGCGGCGGGGUUUUGCAUGACUAUGAUUCAACUAAAUAUUUUUUGAUUUCAGAUGAAGGCAUUGACACUGAAAGUCUUUACUGUCUUGGCCAUGAAGAAAUCGCUGCCUUGAUCCCAAAAGUGGGACCCAGGGCAAAAUUCAAGAAGAAACUAAAGUUGUUAAAGGGGGAACAAAACACAACAAACCCAGAAACAGUUGAUUCUCCUGCUCAAGUUCAUCCAUCCACCAGUGCUUCAAGUGAUAAAGUGAAGAGAAAGUUGGAUCUUCAGGGCGAGUCCAGCAAUUGGCAAUCACCAACCAGAAAACAACGAUGUGAACCUAGACCGGGGUCAUACUCAGAAGGCUUUAUACUGUCUAAUGUGAAAAACAUCAUGGGAUUUGUCCAAAACAGACUACCAGACCAAGACAACAAGCUCCAUCAGUUCCUCAAGAAGAAAAUUAACGACUUGGAGAUCGAAAAGAGGGAACUGGUCGGUGUCUUUGGUAAAACUGGGGCUGGAAAGAGCUCUCUGAUAAAUGCCGUCAUUGGAGAGAAGAAUCUCUUGCCUAUUGGGAGGGUCAAAGCAUGUACCACAGUCCUGAUUAAAGUGGAGGCUAACAUGCUACACCAAAGAUAUGAGGCAGAAAUUGAGUUCAUCACAAAAGAGGAGUGGAAAGAUGAAUCGUGGUCCUUGUUAAAUUUCCUUGGGGAUAAUGCCGAUCAGGAAGAUGAACAGGAAGAUGAACAGGAAGGUGAUCAAGAAGAUGACGAGGAUCAGGACACUGUUGACAAGCUGUCAGCGCUGUAUGGAGAAGAAUGGAGAGACAAAACCCCUGAAAACCUGAUGGAAAACAAGUAUUUCAAAGAAAUUCCUGAAUUUCUUCUAUCCAAGAGAAAGCUUCUGACAGCUGAAUCAGCUAAAGAGCUAUCUGCAAAAUUAGUCAAAUACACAAGGAGUGAAUCAAACGAUGGAGAAGGAAAAGAAGUAAAGAAGUGGUAUUGGCCCCUGGUGAAGUGUGUGACUGUGAGGGUGCCUAACAAUGAUCUUCUCCAGCAUGUCACACUUGUGGAUCUUCCUGGAAAUGGGGACCGUAACAAGAGCAGAGACAAGAUGUGGAAAGGGGUUGUUGGAAGUUGCUCUACUGUGUGGAUUGUGACUGAAAUGAAACGAGCAGCAGCAGAGCGUGAAGCCUGGGACAUCCUGAAAAGUGCCAGUAGCCUCAUCGGAAAUGGUGGCGAGUGUCAGCGCAUCCACUUCAUCUGCACCAUGUCUGAUGAUAUUGGAGAUACGGAUGAUCGUUCAAGAGAUGCUGUUCGUGCUCUCAUAUUUCAAAACAACAUGCAAGCCAAGGAAGAAGUGAACAAAGAGUUCAGAAAACUCAAGGAGUUUAAGAAACAUUUCAGUGAUGAAUGUUUCAAAGUCUUCACAGUGAGCUCCAAAGAGUUUCUGAAGCAAAAACGUCUGACGCCAGAGGAAACUGAAAUACCCAAACUUCAGGAAUUUCUGCAAGAGCUCAAUGACUGUCACUCAGAGACAUUAAACUAUGUGUCAGGAGCUCAUGGGAUCCUCUCUCUGAUUCAAGGGGCCAGAAGUAGAGCAGGGGUAAGAUCAAGUCAGGCUGAAUGUCCAUACAGUGAAGAAAAAAUGAAGACAAAACUCAACAAAAACAUCCGGAAGCAAAAGAAAACCAUCUACAAGAGUCUGAUGGAGACAAUCAAGGAAAACAUGAAAGAAAGCUAUGAAAAAGCAGCAGAAAUUAGAGGAGGAGGCUCGCUGAAAAACAUGAGGAGCACUAUUGAGAACCAUGUACGAGAUUCAAAGGACAUCAUGUUUCAGAGGGCGAAAAAUGUUAUGUUGGAGCAGCUGGAAAACUUGAUGGUGCUCCAUUGGAUUUAUGUCAAUGGCAUCAGUGCCUUCGUCAUCCAGGAACUGUCUAAACACUCUGGCCACAUGAGGCCAGGCACUGUGCUGCACCAGGAGGAACCCAGGGCCCAAUGCACCAGCGAGAAAUUUGACAAUCGCUCUGAGGAUUUCAUCCUGGUACCUGGCUGUGACAUGGAAGUUUGUGUGACCCUCCUAAAAUAUGCCUCCCCAGACCAUCACUGA